Messenger RNA from Letharia columbiana, 507 nucleotides. RefSeq lists its product as uncharacterized. Gene Ontology annotation, molecular function: magnesium ion binding; ribose phosphate diphosphokinase activity. NCBI's taxonomy places the organism in Eukaryota, Fungi, Ascomycota, Lecanoromycetes, Lecanorales, Parmeliaceae. The coding region runs from base 1 to 507 and encodes 168 amino acids. Gene Ontology annotation, cellular component: cytoplasm; ribose phosphate diphosphokinase complex. The transcript is spliced from 13 exons. The record is from RefSeq and is a predicted model, not a curated record. Gene Ontology annotation, biological process: purine nucleotide biosynthetic process; 5-phosphoribose 1-diphosphate biosynthetic process.
AUGGCAACGAACUCUAUCAAGCUGCUGACUGGCAAUUCCCAUCCUGAGUUGGCGAAACUGGUUGCUGAUAGGCUGCAAAUCGAGUUGACCAAAGUGCUUGUCCUGCAAUACUCGAACAACGAAACUUCUGUCACAAUUGGCGAGAGUGUCCGAGACGAAGAUGUCUUCAUACUACAGAGUACUGCACCUGGCGACAUCAACGACGGCCUCAUGGAGCUCCUCAUAAUGAUAAAUGCCUGCAAGACCGCUUCAGCUCGUCGAAUCACAGCGGUCAUUCCCAAAAGCUCAUGGCGAACAUGCUACAGACAGCAGGCUGGUUUCUUCAAUGUACCGGUCGACAACUUGUAUGCCGAGCCAAGUUAUCUCCGUUGGAUCCGAGAAAAUGUCGACGUCCGCAAAGCAGUGAUCGUGUCUCCAGAUGCUGGAGGAGCCAAGAGAGCGACGAGCUUGGCUGAUAGGCUUGAUUUGAACUUCGCUUUGAUCCAUAAGGAGCGUAGCCGACCGUAA